AUGGCCUCGCACUGCAUCUUGCUACGGCAUGGAACUCCGGUGCCGGAGGAGCAAGAUCCAGAGCGACCGCUUUCAGAGCAGGGCCAUGGAGAAGCCGAUAGCACCGCAAGUGCAAUCACAGCCUACUUGAAGUCCGCGGCAUCGGAAAGAAGAGUGUUGAUCGCGCACAGCGGCAAGCUACGUGCACGACAAACUGCAGAAGCUGUCAUGAAAGCAUUGCUGGCAGAUGGCUGGGAGGCCGUUUGUGAAGAGAAGCCUGGGCUAAGCCCAAACGAUGAGCCGGCGGCUGCGUUGGAGCUCAUCGAGGGAUUGCCGCUGGUGAAGGUGGUUGUCGGACAUCUCCCUCAUGUGGGAAAGUUGGCGGCUACGAUGGUCAAAUCGCCUGCAGCUGCUGGAAGAUUGGGUGGCCUCUUUCAUCCUGCAGGUGGCCUGGUGCUGCGCCGCGACUCUGAUGGGGCAGCAUGGGUCGAGGCCGUCGAAGUCGCUUGUGGUGAGUCCUGGUGGAUCAAAGUGGUCGGUUGA
Messenger RNA from Symbiodinium pilosum, 522 nucleotides. Lineage: Eukaryota; Dinophyceae; Suessiales; Symbiodiniaceae. The record is from the annotation of a GenBank genome assembly.